GCCGUUUUUUGUCUAUCUCAAUAAAGUUUUGAUUACAAUGGCUAACGACGCAAAUAAUAGUAUGAUGGCAGUAGUGCCUUAUGAUCUGGAAAUAAAUGAAUACCUUUUGAAUGUUAUACAUUCAAAUGAAAGAAUAGAAGUCCUAGGUAAUAUAGAGAGGAACGCUCGUAAACGUGCUGAAGAUUUAAAAAAUCUUUGUUUCAUAAUCAAAGAUAAUAAAACUUUGUUAGAAACUCAAUUGAAACGAACAAAACAAAAUAAAGAAAGUUUACUUGCUGCUCUAGAGGCCUACAAAUCUACAAAUCUAGUGCUCAAAAAUCGGUCAUUAUUAGCUAAAGAGCAGAACGCCUAUAUACUCGAACAAAGAAUUAAAACAUUAAAAAUAUAUGAAGAAAAAUGGCUAACAACUAAAAACCUAUUUGAAAAUAUCCCUUUUAUAAAAAGUUUCAUUGAAAAAAAUUACGAAAUAGAAACUGUGAAAAGGGGAAUCGAUUCUAUUAAUAAUGAAGUUGAAAAAAUGCGCUCUGAUAUUAUAUUAAAAAAAACUGAAUUUUUAAAUAUGAGGAAUAAAAAUAUAGUAGAAUUGGCUGAUUAUAUGAUCAAUAAAAAACCUUUAAUUUUGAAAAGUAUCAACGAGGCAACGAAUGCAAUUAAAAAUUUAAAAAAUGAAAAGCAAAUUAAUAAUCCAGUUAUGAAAAAUAAAUUGCCUGCUUCCGGUUUAAAUAAACUAACGAUCAAAGCUAAGAAGAUUUCUACCGAAGAUACUGUGAGCGCAUCUAGAAAUAGUAAACCUCGUAACGCUUUUGCGCUACCACAAUUGCGUCUCACUGCACAUUCGUAUGCAGCGCCAAUUAACUUUGAUCAGAAAGUUAAUUGCUCGGCACGGCACGACACCGGAAUAGCAAAAAAAAGGCCUUUUGAGUCUUUUAUCACAAGGAAAUUUCAUGCGUUAAAAAAAGAGAACAUCGCUGAAAAGAUCGAUGAAGUUAAUGUAUCAACUUAUUUAUUUGCGGCACCCAAAACAAUGGAUCGCAAUAAUAUACGGAAAUACCCAAACGAUAAAUUAAUACGUGUCUUAGAAAAUGUCAAGUUAGAUACAACUGGAACUUAUAAAAUUGUUUCGCAACUUAAGCCUGAUCAUUUACAGGAUGUGAAUGUUAUUAAGGCUACAGAAUCUCAGCACGAUUUGAACACUGAUCCACCUCAGGAAAAUGUUAAUGAAAACAUUAUAACUGAGGAUAUCGAAAUAUUAGAUUUGACAAAGAAAGCAUCUCAGGAUGUUAUAUUACCACCUACUCAGUUUUUAGAUUUUACUCUGAGCCCUCAAGAGAAAAGAGUUACAUUUAAUGGAGUAAUAACAAUUGAGGAGUUACAAAGUUUGGUAACUAAUGACACAACACCUCAAGAUGAUAAUGCAAUAAAUGAUCCGCCUGGCAGCCAACUAAAUGCUAGCACGACUAGCAAUGAUAGCUUCAAGAAGAUCAAAGAUUUCGUAUUCAAAAAACGCAAUGUAAAUCUAUCCCCAGAAUUUACAUAUACCAGAAAUGUAGUAGUCCCCAUGGUUGCAGAAAAUAAAACUGUUACUUCAAAAUUUUUUGAUGAAAAGCAACAAGGUGAUAACAAUAUCGACAGUUCACAAAUACAAAAUAUGGAAAUUGUAGAGGUUGUUGAUGAAGAGCCUCAACUUAAACAGACACAAGAAAUUCACGCGGAAACAAUAAAUCAAACUAAUACUACUUCUGACAACACAUUUGAGGCUCAAGAAUGCACACAAAAAGAUGAAGUCUCUCUAGCUGCGCCAUCAUUUUCAAAUUCCAUUCGGGAUAUACCUCGCACCCUGAAUAUUUCUAUGAACAAAACCGGCAAUGAAGAUGAUGGAGAAUUUCCACAUUGCAUUGAUUCAAGCCUUCUUUUGUCACCAAAAGCCGAUGAUGAAAUGCAAACAAAUAAUAAUAAAAUAGAGACACAGCCUCGGGAGGUGCCUAGCUUUUUGUCAGGAUUUAGGAGGACAGGCUUUUCUUUGUUCGGGACAAAGACAAACGAAGCUGAUGCACAAAACCAGAAUAACUUUAAUUUCAACUUUGGUGGAAAUGAGAAGACAAAGAAAAGUGGAUUUUUCAAUAUGUUUCAGUAAAUUACAAAAACACAAAAUAAAUAAGUAAUAAAAUAGAACCUAAUAAUUUAUACCUAACUAACUAAUAAUUAUAAUAGUUUUAUACCAAUAAUAAAUAACAUAAAAACUUAAAAAUUUUGACAGCUGAUUUACAAAAAUAGGUACUUAAAAUACAAAAAAAGAUACAAAUGAAA
Molecule: messenger RNA, 2307 nt
Organism: Maniola jurtina (meadow brown)
Lineage: Eukaryota; Metazoa; Arthropoda; Insecta; Lepidoptera; Nymphalidae
Exons: 11
Coding region: 38-2134 (698 amino acids)
Source: RefSeq, a predicted model, not a curated record